UCCGCUCAUUGACUUGAGUUUAUUGGGUUGGUCUCCGGUAAACGCCGCGGUGUUCGGUCCUCCGAGGACAUGACGUGUUUUCGGCGCGCGCCCUGCGGAAGCUAACGCUGUGUUUGUUGCAGCGUUCUGCGGCGCUGUGACCCCGCCCUGCUGGAGCCGCCCGGAGACCCGGACCAGGCCGCGGAGAGGAUGCUGCUGUCCCUGUCGUAGAAGAACCGAGAAGAUCAGACAAGAGUUGAAUGAAAAUAAACGGGAAGACGGACGUUAAAGCUGACAGCCUCGUCUGACUUCCGGUUGUGCUCAGGACAGCCGGCGGGUCCAGAAGGUUCUGUGGCGGCAGCUGUUCGUCCUGGACUCCAUGAUGUCAUCACUGGAAAGUUUGGAAUCUGCCCAGCAACUGAUGACAGAGCCGUGCCCCCCUCAGUCAGAGGGCGGGGCCAAGGGCAGGUGGAAGGCGCUGAAGGCCGGGUGCACGUCGGCGGUGCAGGAGACCGAGGAUCUGCUGUGGUCCCUGCAGGACCGGCUUCAGCAGAUCCUCGACCGAAGAGGCGCCGUCUCCCAGCUGCUGCAGAGGCUGCACAGCCAGAAGCAGCAUCAGGACCAGCUGCAGGCAUCUCUGCUGGCGGCCCAGAAUGCUUUGCGCUCCUGUGACCAUCAUGUGACCCGGCUAAGAGCCGAGUCAGAGGUGAUACUGCGUCGGCUGCUCGACUGGGAGCAGCUGAGAGACAGACUGCAGCUGCUUGUUGCUGCAGCUCAUGAGGUCACACAGGUCAACCUGCUGUCCUUCAGCCAGUCUGAGCUGUGUGUGGAGCUCAGGCCACGCCCCCCCUCCGCGCUAUCAUCCCACGAGCUUGAGCCUGUGAGGUUAACGGUCACCUGGAGCUCUGCCGAGUGCUUCACCCUGCAGGUGGACGAGAGCCUGGCUGGCCUGGUGGGGGGCUGUGUGACGGGCAGACGGGCGGAGCUGAGCGCCGCCCUGCUGGAUGUCCUGCAGAGUUAUGUAGGGCAGGUGGAGCUUCUGUCUGAGAUCCAGAGCCUGAGGUCCAGCUUUGCCAUCGACUGGCGCCCAGCUCAGCGGCUGCUGCUCUACCUGAAGUCUGCUUCACUGGUAUGUCACCUCCAGGUGGGUGAGGGAUACCCCAGAGGGGGGCGAGCUCAGCUGCUGUCGGUGCAGCGGGAUGGGCAGCUGAUAGACGCCAGCGGCCUGAAGCCUCACAGAGAAGACCCCAGUCUGACGGAGUGGCUGGUCUUCCUCUGCAGCAGCCCCGCCCUCUGACCCCCAUCCUCCAGGACGCCCCGCCCUCCAGGACGCCACACCGUCUGACUCCCAUCCUCCAGGGCGCCACACCGUCUGACCCCCAUCCUCCAGGACGCCCCGCCCUCCAGGACGCCACACCCUCUGACUCCCAUCCUCCAGGAUGCCCCGCCCUCUGACCCCGAUCCUCCAGGACGCCCCGCCCUCCAGGACGCCACACCGUCUGACUCCCAUCAUCCAGGACGCCACCCCUCCCCAUGACCUUCUGAUUGUAAACCAGGAGUGUCAAUAAAGUUUUCUGAAAGUGUAA
Messenger RNA from Oryzias latipes (Japanese medaka), 1565 nucleotides. The record is from RefSeq and is a predicted model, not a curated record. NCBI's taxonomy places the organism in Eukaryota, Metazoa, Chordata, Actinopteri, Beloniformes, Adrianichthyidae.